Messenger RNA from Diospyros lotus (date-plum), 3582 nucleotides. RefSeq names its product ATP-dependent DNA helicase At3g02060, chloroplastic. The record is from RefSeq and is a predicted model, not a curated record. Bases 211 to 2859 code for a protein of 882 amino acids. Gene Ontology annotation, molecular function: nucleic acid binding; ATP binding. Lineage: Eukaryota; Viridiplantae; Streptophyta; Magnoliopsida; Ericales; Ebenaceae. Gene Ontology annotation, biological process: DNA repair. The transcript has 14 exons.
AACAAAGGCUGGCUGGCGGCGGCGGCGGCGGCGGCUGCUGCUGCUGCUGCUUCUUUGGAAAACCCUUCCUUGGCUAGGGUAGUUCCAGAGUGCAGUGGCUGAGAAGGAGGGGGAGGAUUGGAUUGGAUUGGCUACAAUUGAAUUCAGAGUCUCUACUUCUAGUACUACAGUACCGUCGGCUUGUUCCUACUCUGCAACUGUAUUUCAAAUAUGGUUACUGGCGCAGUUGCUGUUACUACUACUAGUACUACUAUUAAAUCCUUCCUCUCCUCCCACUCCAUAUCCGAGCCUGAUAUCCCCCCUCCUGCUGGUGCUGCUUCCGUUGUCUUCUUUCGAGGAGUCGCUUCUUCUUCCUCUUCUUCUUCUUCUUCUUCUGUCUUCAGACUCCUCCCUCCUCAGUUCCAUCGUUAUCCUCUUCGCUUUCCUCGUCCUCCACCCUCUCAUCAGCAUCUCAUAAAGAAAUCGACCUUUUGUUGUUCCAUUACUAAGAAUGCCCUUUACACCGCCCGAGGCCAGAGCCUUUCUAUCUCCAGGCCUACCAAUUUGGAUUUGCCCCCUGGACGGAAAGAAAAUCACGACUCGCAAAACCACCGCGAUGCCAUAUCCAUUGUCAAUGAUCGGAUACGCCGGGAUCACGCCAGCAAGAGAGAUGCUUCGAGACCUCCCCUCAUGGACUCCAAGGAGGCGGAUAGAUAUAUUAAAUUAGUAAAGGAGCAGCAGCAGAGGGGUUUGCAGAAAUUGAAGGCCCGUACGAACGCUGCCGAUGCCGGUGUUAGAGCUGGGUUUAGCUACAAGGUCGAUCCCUACACUCUCCGCUCCGGGGAUUAUGUCGUCCACAAGAAGGUGGGAAUUGGACGAUUUGUAGGGAUUAAGUUCGACGCUCCCAAAGACUCCACUGAGCCGAUUGAGUACGUCUUCAUUGAGUAUGCCGACGGAAUGGCCAAGCUUCCUCUUAAGCAAGCCUCUCGCUCGCUCUAUCGAUACAACCUCCCCAAUGAGACUAAAAGGCCACGGACCUUGAGCAAAGUAAGUGAUACUAGUGCAUGGGAGAGGAGAAGGAUAAAAGGGAAGGUUGCCAUUCAGAAAAUGGUUGUUGACUUGAUGGAAUUGUAUCUGCAUAGGCUAAAGCAAAGAAGGCCUCCUUACCCAAAGAGUCCUGCCAUGGCUGAAUUUGCAGAUCAAUUUCCUUAUGAGCCUACACCAGAUCAAAAGCAGGCUUUCAUUGAUGUUGAGAGGGAUUUGACAGAGAGGGAAACUCCAAUGGACAGAUUAAUUUGUGGAGACGUAGGGUUUGGUAAAACUGAAGUUGCACUGCGUGCUAUAUUUUGUGUGGUCCUAGCGGGGAAACAAGCUAUGGUACUUGCACCGACAAUUGUUUUAGCAAAGCAACAUUUUGAUGUUAUUUCAGAGCGCUUUUCAAAGUAUCCCAAUAUCAAGGUUGGACUCUUGAGCAGGUUUCAGACCAAAGCAGAAAAAGAGGAGUAUCUGCAAAUGAUCAAACAUGGGCAUUUGAACAUUAUUGUUGGAACUCACUCGCUUCUCGGUAGUCGUGUUGUGUACAAUAAUCUAGGUGUCCUUGUGGUUGAUGAGGAACAGAGGUUUGGUGUCAAACAGAAGGAGAAGAUUGCUUCAUUUAAAACUUCAGUUGAUGUUCUCACUCUUUCUGCAACACCUAUACCAAGAACCCUAUAUUUAGCAUUGACUGGGUUUCGAGAUGCCAGUUUAAUUUCAACACCACCUCCAGAAAGAGUUCCUAUAAGAACCCAUCUUUCGGCAUACAGUAAAGACAAGGUAAUAUCAGCAAUUGGGUAUGAGCUGGACCGUGGUGGCCAGGUUUUCUAUGUUUUGCCUCGUAUAAAAGGACUUGAACAAGUGAUGGAGUUUCUUCAACAAUCAUUUCCAAAUACUGAAAUUGCUAUUGCUCAUGGGAAGCAAUAUUCAAAGCAGCUUGAAGAAACCAUGGAAAAAUUUGCACAAGGAGAAAUUAAGAUUCUCAUAUGCACAAACAUAGUAGAAAGUGGGCUUGACAUCCAAAAUGCAAAUACCAUCAUAAUUCAGGAUGUUCAACAAUUUGGCCUUGCACAAUUGUAUCAGUUGCGUGGAAGAGUGGGGAGGGCGGAUAAGGAAGCUCAUGCGCACUUGUUUUACCCUGAUAAGUCUCUGCUUUCCGAUCAAGCACUGGAGAGGCUUGCUGCUCUUGAAGAGUGUCAGGAUCUUGGACAAGGCUUCCAACUUGCAGAAAGGGACAUGGGAAUUCGAGGAUUUGGUAAUAUUUUUGGUGAGCAACAGACAGGGGAUGUUGGAAAUGUAGGCAUUGAUCUCUUCUUUGAAAUGCUCUUUGAGAGCUUGUCAAAGGUCGAAGAACACCGUGUUAUUUCAGUUCCUUAUCUAUCUGUACAGCUGGAUUUGAACAUAAACACUCAUCUCCCUUCUGAGUACAUAAACUACUUGGAGAAUCCCAUGGAAAUAAUUCAUGAAGCUGAAAAGGCUGCUGAAAAAGACAUAUGGAGUUUGAUGCAAUUUACAGAGAAUCUGCGACGUCAAUAUGGGAAAGAACCUUACUCCAUGGAAAUUCUAUUGAAAAAGCUUUACGUCAGAAGAAUGGCUGCAGAUCUAGGUAUUUCAAGGAUCUUUGCUUCAGGAAAGAUGGUUGGCAUGAAAACAAACAUGACUAGAAAGGUUUUCAAGCUCAUAACAGAUUCCAUGGCAUCUGACAUUCACCGGAAUUCUCUGAGUUUUGAGGAGGACCAAAUUAAGGCUGAACUUCUACUAGAACUGCCAAGAGAACAGCUGCUCAAUUGGAUCUUCCAAUGCUUAGCUGAACUUCAUGCUUCACUACCGGCCCUUAUAAAAUACUAGGUCUCUAUCCAUAGUCAUUGUUCAACUGACUUCAAAUUUUAAAGGCUUCAAUGCCAUACAUGUAGAAGACGAACUUGAUAAGUGGUCUACGAAAUGGAACUCAAGAAUCCACCUGUAUUGCUGAAGAUGCAGGGUGAUCCCUUUGAUGUAAAGGCUCAAGAUCCCCUUGUAGAGACCUUAAUUCUGCGCCAAAUGCAAUUUGCGGAACCAAAUGAGAUUUGAGAUUCCAGUCAGAGGAAAUGUUGGAUCAGGAGUCAGGACUGUGUUGAAGUUGUUCGAUGUGGUGUUCUAUCUUUAUGCAUACCAGUACAGAAGAAGAGAGAAUGCAAGAGUGUGUUGGCCUGGCCAAUCGCAUUCGUAUGCUGGGCAGGCAUGGCAUGAAUUUUGGAGACAUGAACUGAUCCUGUGGCAUGUGCUAUAUGUUACAUGUGGUAGUUUGCCUAAUUUUGAGCUUGGAAGAAUGAUUGGCCUCGCCUCGCUGCACCAUCAAGCCUAUUCUAUUUUGAAAAUUGAUGUGCCUGCCGAUUUCCUUAUUUGUGCUCAUUGUAAAUUAUAAGUUUCAUUUCCUUAUUUGAAAUGCCGCAUACUGCUUGUGCUUGUCCUAUUAUUCAAAAGCCCAUAACUGAAACUAGAUGUUGUCUCUAGCUCUAGCCUGUCUUUUGAAACAUUUUCUAUCCUCCAAGCCAGUAAGUAUAAUAUUUGUUUUACAAUUAAGAAGCGACA